This is a messenger RNA of Pocillopora verrucosa, 2627 nucleotides long. Its product is annotated as macrophage mannose receptor 1-like. NCBI's taxonomy places the organism in Eukaryota, Metazoa, Cnidaria, Anthozoa, Scleractinia, Pocilloporidae. The record is from RefSeq and is a predicted model, not a curated record. Gene Ontology annotation, molecular function: signaling receptor activity.
AGGUAUUGAUCGAUAGAGCUCAGUUAAAUCUUUGCCACGGAGUUAGUAGAAAGUUACUUUUUCAGACCGUCGGUUGAGUAAGAGGAUGAGCUCGUUGAUUUUGGUUACCCCUGCACUCCUUUUGGUUUGCUUGUGUUCAUCAGUCUCGGCUGGAAGCAAAGGAUUUCUGUUCGAAAACGGUGACUACACCUACAAGAUUGUGCUACCCAGCGAUGACAGCCGAACGUGGUACGAAGCCGAAGAAAUAUGUCGAGAGUACGAAGGCGGGCAUUUGGCGAGCAUUUCCAAUGAGGCAGAAAACCAAUAUUUAAAUGAAAAGAUUCAACUACUGAGCAGUUCCCCCCGGGAGCCGGAACAACUUUGGCUUGGUGGAAUAGAUGAAGAUGGACGUGCUUACAAAUGGGUAGAUGGAAAAACUUUCCAAUAUGACGCAGCGUUCUGGGCACCCGGCGAAGCCAACACGGAACCCUAUAAUGAAUAUGAAAUCUGCAUUGCAAUGAAGUCCACUGGUGAUUUAGGAGAUUGGAGGGAAGAUGACUGCUAUAAGCCUAAAGGUUACAUCUGCAAAAUUGAAGGUAUCCCUAAGAGACUCUUGGAGCAUAAAAGAUUUGGUUAUGAAUUCGAUCAAGGGACUUUCAUAUACAAGUUCUUUUUCAUUCAGUACGAGAUGCUUACGUGGCCAGAAGCCGAAAUAUACUGUCGUGAGGUAGAAGGGGGCCACUUGGCCAGUAUUCGUACUUUAAAAGAGAACAAAUACAUCGAGAGGAAACUGCGCAUGCUUAGGUACUACUAUGGUUACUCCAAGUGGUGGAUCGGAGCCUCGGACCUAGAAAAUGAAGGACAGUUCAAUUGGACUGAUGGCAAGCCCUUCGCGAUUCAACGCUGGGUUCCAAGGGAACCCUCAGGGCGCCAUAGGGGCAGGGAAGAAGAUUGUGCUGUAAUUACUGCUGAUCCAUAUUGGGGAAGAUGGAGGGAUGAAUACUGUUUACAUCAUCUGCCUUUUAUUUGCAAGAUCAGAGUUUGCAGUCAGCGAGCUGACAUUGCUUUUAUAGUGGAUGCAUCUAAGAGUGUGAAGUUAAGUGGCUUCAGAAGUUCCAAAGAAUUCAUCAAAGCAGUGCUUCAGCGAUUCAAAGUGUCCCAGACUAACGUUCACGUGGGUUUGAUUCGCUUCUCCACCCGAGCCAAGAUAAUUUUCAACUUCGAAGAGCACUAUUCAAUGAAUGACCUUAAUGCAGCUAUCGACGCCAUGGAAUGGUCCAAAGGAUCAACCUACACUAACCGGGCCCUGAAAUUGGCGAGAGAACAACUUUUUCUUGAAAAAGAAAAUGGGGGUACCGCCCGUGCAGAUAUUCCAAAGUUCCUUGUAGUGAUGACAGAUGGUAUUUCAAGAAAUCCGACAAUGACAGCUAAGGAAGCCACCGAGUUAAAGAAAAAGGGUGUUCAUAUUGUUGUGGUAGGAGUCGGUUUCAUGCGGAAAAGAAGCGAGCUCCUGAGCAUUGCGAGUUCUCGCUGGGAUGUCAUAACCGCCCGGUCAUUCAAGACUUUGAAAAGGAUCGUGGCUAUUACAAAGGAGAAAGUUUGUGGAGCGCUAUAAAAGGUUUACAUUCAAAUUGAGAAUGAUGAUGAGACAUGCAUAGAUCACGCCCGAGCAACGAGUGCACGUCGCAGCAUAAAUAAAAACUACUUACAGUCCCCGGAUUUUAAAAUUAAAACUUUAUCGCCCCGACCCAAGAUUGUCCGACUAUUUUCAACUGUUGACUCAUACGACGGUUACGUGGCAUACAGUGAGUAACGACUUAGCUGGAAAGAAGAAACUCAUGUAUUUUAAGAACGUGGGCUCUAGAGGAAAUAACUUGAGGGAGAAUAAAAUCGUAGAUAGCACUAAUAGGAAAACAAUGUAAAAUGUGUCGGUUUUUAUGGCGUGGUGACAACCUGGUAUACUGAACAUCAAGCCUCUUCUGACUGUUCAGAUGGGCCGCUUUAUCAGUGUAGUCUAAGCAAUGAUAUUCUUUACGUAUCAGUCAUUAAGUGAAAUUUGUUUUAUGAAAAAACGCGAUGAUAUUUAAACGUGGUUCGCAUAACGUAGCUCUAUAAUGGAGACGUCCCUGUCCAUCUUAUUCAACCUAGCUCAAUAAAAAAAGCGUGGUAAAUGAGCGGUUCCAUAUAAAAAUGCAAGUUUGGACCUUGGGUCGAAUAGUGUAAAAUAAUUACAUAGAUAAAUUGUGAAUAUGUAUAAGAAGAAAAUUGGAGAAACAUUUGAUUGGAAAGUUCAACUUAAGAAUUUUAUUAAAAUACAUACAAUAUUUUGAAAAAUGUUUCUGAAUAUGUUUAAGACGAGAUCUGGGGAAUCAUUUCAUUGGAAAGUUCAACGCUAGAACGUUAUUGAAAUACAUAGAACAUUUUGACAAAUGUUUCGUCAAAAUAUUUUAUGAACAAUUUUAUAACUUUUUUCGAAGCUUUCUAUGUAUUUUAAAAAGUUUUAGCGUUGAACUUGAAGUUUGCAAUCAAUUGUGAAUAUGAGGAAGAGAAAAUUAUGGAGAAAAUAGAUCUCCAUUGGAAUUCUGGUUUUAGAAACAGGAGUAGUGGAGAAACUAACAAAAAUAAAGAAAACAAACCGUACACACAAA